AUGGACAGAAAGCGACUUGACGAUCCCGGAGAAGAUAUUAUUGGCUUCUAUGCUGUAUUAAGCAUCACAUUCAUAUUCCUGCAUCUUAACUGUCUGGGCAAUAUUUAUAUAUUCUGGCGAACGUUUAUAAAAUGGAAAAAGAGAUCGCCGUUGGAGACUAACCUCCUGUUCCCAUUUUAUACUGCUAUCACAGGUGAGAUCGCAGAGAGGGUGGCUUUUAUGUUGUUUGCGGUACAUGAAGUAAAUAUGAUUUACCUGGCCAUCAAAGCCCGCCCGUUGGAUAAGCCAGUAUGUACUAUCGUAGGAGCUUUUAUUACAGGAACAGAAGCCGCACAGAUGGCAUUAGCAUGUACAAUGGCCGUAUCAACAUACUUAAGAGUAUGCAAACAAAAAGAAAUUGACCCUAGUUAUAAUUAUCACAAGUUAUUUCUUAUUAUGUUCUUUGCUGCUGUCAUAGCCAUUGCAAUAGAAUUUCGUGAAUUAGGUCCAGCGAAAUAUUGGUGUGCAGCUGCCAGAUUUGCUCCGUGCAUCGUGCUUGUUCUGAGUACUGCUACAUUUGUUGUAACCCUGUUUUGUUACGUCAAAGUCAUUCGAAGUGUUGUUAGCGCUAGAGUUAAUAUAGAAGCAGCGUAUAGCGACGAAUUGGCCAACCGACAAAACUUGGAAGCGAUAGUAGCCAAGAAAAUUUCUAGUUACUUGUUAAUAUAUUUACUGCAAUGGAUUCCCAUUAUGGUAUAUGAUAUUGGACUGCUCGCAGGAAGCUCUUCAAGGUGGUUUUACAUCUGUGCUGGGAUAGGUCUCAAUCUCGGAGGGAUAGGCAAUUCGAUUCAGUAUGCAUUUAACGAAGGUGCGUUGUCCCGUGACAGCGAAAGUAGUUAA
Paraglomus brasilianum is the source of this 879-nucleotide messenger RNA. The record is from the annotation of a GenBank genome assembly. NCBI's taxonomy places the organism in Eukaryota, Fungi, Glomeromycota, Glomeromycetes, Paraglomerales, Paraglomeraceae.